AUGUCGGACGAUCCACGGGUGCAGUGGAUUAGAAACCGCGUAUACUCUUGUUUUUAUUUUCCUGAACCAGGUUGUUUUGAGGAAUUGCUUAGUCGAGGAGAUGGAGAAGAAGAGCAAAAGAUUAUCCGGUUUCUGAAUGAAGUCACAGAUGAAGAAGCAGCGUCUACUCUACUGUUCUUCAAAGGCGUCAGGGAGGAGGAGAUUGAAGUGGAAAUCCCUAUUGAAAAGAAGAAAAGGAAAGAUUCUGAGGUCUCGCGUGCUUCGGAGGCCGUCAGCAAAGACUCUCGUGGUUUGGAUGAGAUCAGAGCAGAGGGUCUCUCCAAGACGGGUGACAAAGAAGACACCCUCUUACCUAGGAUUGAGGUCCAGGUGGUGUACCAUGUGGAGCUUCAUGUAGCAGUCAACAAUGUGCCAGAGAAGUUCAUGAAAUCCAACAUCUUGUACUUCCUGAGGAACACCAGAGAAACCAUCAUCGAACCCACUGAUCUGAGCGAGGCCAACAAUCUGAUGCCCAAGCUCCUAGAGAUGGGCAUGCUGCAUGGAUACUCCCUGCUGAUGCUGAAGGACAUGCUGACACAUGUGUACAUCCCAAUGCUCUCGGUCAGUCAGCUAAAGCUCACCGAUGGAGGCUACCAGCAGGGGGCGGUAGCCACCAAGGACCAGGACGCUGGUGGAGACGCGGAGGGGGAGCGGCCCGUGGAGUCUCGAGGGAUGCUCAUGAUCCGGGACGAGCUGCUCAACAGCGCUCACAAGUUCCUGGGUCACAUCGACAGGACCCUCCAGCAGCUGGAAGGUGAUAUUAAGCUGCACAUCCCAGAGUUGGACCAGGAGGCUGAGGUGGAGGCACUGCUGGCCUCACCAGAGGUGUUGGAGAAGCUGGAGCAGUGUGUGAUGAACUGGCAGACCCAGAUCACCAUCGUGAUCGAAGAACAGCAGAAAAAGAAACCGCAGGCUCCGGGUCCCAUGGCGGAGAUCGACUUCUGGCGGGAGCGCACAGCCAUCCUGAGCGCUGUGAGCGAGCAGCUCAAACUGCCCGUGGUGAAGAAGAUCCUGGAGGUGAUGGUCCGAGCCGACCCCGUCACCGUCCAGAACCUGGACCUCACCGUGACGGAGCUGGCCAAGCACCACGUGGAGUCUGUUGAGAACGUGCGCUUCCUCAGCACGCUGGAGAGGCACUUCAAGAACCUGGCCACGGGGCUCGACUUUGGCGUCAUCCUGGACACCAUCCCCCUGAUGAUGAACGGCCUGCGGAUGGUGUGGAUCAUCUCCAGCCACUACAACAGGGACGAGCGCAUGGUCCCUCUCAUGGAGCGCAUCGCCUGGGAGCUGGCGGAGCGCGUCGCCCGCGUCGUCAACGUGCGCACGCUCUUCAAAGACAAAAGGGAGGUGGCCCAGACCAAAGCCCAGGACGGCAGGAGGGUUCUGGACCAGUGGAAGGUCUGUUACUUCGAGGUGCGGGCUAAGAUCGAGACCUCCGGCAGAGACCCGCGCUGGGAGUUUGACCGGAAGAAGCUGUUUGAGAAGACGGACUACAUGUCCUCCAUCUGCCAGGACCUGUACAGCGUCCUGCAGAUUCUGGAGGAGUUCUAUAAUAUCUUCGGCUCGGAACUGAAGGCUGUGACUGGAGAUCCGAAGCGCAUCGAUGACGUGCUGCGCUGGGUGGACAGCCUGGUGGUGCCGAUCGAGGAGCUCAGCUUUGACCCCUUCAACAUCCGCAAGAUGGGCAGCUGGAGGAUGAUCAUGCAGGACUUCAAGUCCAAAGUUCAGGCCAUCGAAGCAGAGGCCAUCAACUUCAUCGACCAGUCCUUCAAGACCCUGCGCUCGGCAUCCGCUGCCUUCGACAUGCUGCUCAAGUUCAAACACAUCCGCUCCAGAGAUGCCAUCAACAACCAGAUGAUGCAGAAGUUCAACGACAUCCUGGUCCAGUACUGCAAAGAGGUGGACAUCAUCAGUGUGAUAUUCAUGAAGAACAAGGCCAACCCUCCGCUGAAUAAGAACCAGCCGCCUGUGGCCGGGGCCAUCUACUGGGAGCGAUCCCUCUUCCACAACAUCAAGAUCACCAUCAUCCGCUUCCUGGAGGUCCCUGAGAUGCUGGAGAGUGAGCAGGGCAAGCUGGCCAAGGCUAAGUACCUGCAGCUGAGGCUGCGGAUGAAGGAGUACGAGGUGGAGAAGUUUGCCCGCUGGCGUGACGAGACAGAGCACGUCCUGCCCCUGCUGAUGAAGCGCCCCCUGCUGGUGGUGACGAGCAGCUCUGGGCUAGUCCCUGGAGACCAGGGGCCCACCGACACAGGUUCCAAGCAGGAAGUGGAACGAGGCGUGCGCUACACGGUGAACUUUGCCCCCGAGCUUAAGGAGAUCAUCUCUGAGACCAAGUACCUGGAACAGCUAAGCUACUCUGUUCCUGAGCUGGCCCGCAAUGUGGCUCUGCAAGAGGACAAGUUCCUCAGGUACGUGGACGACCUGAAGAAUCUGGUAAACCGCUACCAGGCCCUGAUGGACGGGCUGAACGAUGCCGAGUUCUCCCUGCUGGCUGAGCAGAUCCAUGAGCUGAGGAGGGUGAUACGCUCCGGGCACAAGAGGCUGAACUGGAACGCUCUAGGGAUCUCAGAGUUCAUCAACCGCAGCACCCAGGCUGCUUCCAAGUUCGAGUCGCUCGUCAACCAGAUCCAGAAGAACGAGCGGGACAUCGACGCCAAGCUGCAGUCCAUGGAGACGGCCAACCUGUUCAAGUUCCCCGCUCCGGACAGACCCGACGGCCUCCCAGGAGUGAAGGAGUUCUGUGAGCUGGUCCAGCGAGAGCGAGCCAAGGACAUGAACCUGCUGAGCAGGAAGUACACUGCUAUUGGUCCCCUGCUCACCAAGAUGGAGAGCCUGGUGAUGCACACCAACAGUGGGCGAGCCCAGCGCAUGGAGCACUACUACAGCUACUGGGAGCACAAGAUCUUCCACUCGCUCACCAGGAUGGUGCUCAAGAACAUCAACACGUUCAACAUGGCCUUGAUGGGGAGCACGCCUCUGUUCCAGAUCGACGCCAUCCUGUCCGCCCCUGAGAUCGUGCUGCACCCCAAGAACAGUGAGGUGUACCGCCUCCUCAUGCAGUCUGUGCGGGACUGUGUGGAGAGUACCAAGAGGUUUGUGCGCUGGAUGCACGGCUCCUGUCUGGAGUGUCCUCCGCAGCGCGUGGACGGCGAGGACGAGCCGGUGGUGCUCAGCUUCUACUCGGACGUGUGCCAGCAGCCUCAGGUCAACGAGCGCGCCACCGCCGUGUCCCAGAACGCCCAGCGGCUCCUUGCCGCCGCCGGCCGCUACCUCAACCGCUGGAAGCGCUACCGGCCCCUCUGGAAGCUGGACAAGGCCAUCGUCAUGGAGAAGUUUGCCGCCAAGCGCCCCUCAUACGUCACCUACGACGACAAGCUGCAGUUCUACGCGCGGGUCAGCCAGGAGGUGUCCCAGCAGCCCCUGGCCAAGGACGAGCAUGUGAUCCGGGUGAACCUGGAGCCCCUGGCUCGCACGGUGCAGGAGAACGCCCAGGCCUGGGUCAGCUCCCUGGGCAGGCUGCUCAACACCUCAGCCCGCCAAGACCUCUUCAGCCUGCGCGACCAGCUGCUGCUGCUGUCAGACAACCUGAAGAGAGACCCCGGCUCCCUUGAGGACCUCAAGUUUGUCCUGGGCAACAUCUCGGACAUCCGGGCCAUGUCCCUGACGGUGGAGCUGCGCUUCACAGACAUCCAGGAGAGAUACAGGACCCUGGCCAUGUACCACAUCCAGGUGCUGGAGGAGGAGCAGCAGCUGGUGGGCAGCAUCGGGCAGCAGUGGAGCCUUCUGUUCUCAGAGGCCAGACAGGUGGACCGCAGCCUGGGCCGCGUGAAGAAGACCUUCACCGAGAUCACCAAGACUCAGACAGAGGAAUACAAACAGGAGCUGGGCAUCUUUGCAGAGAGCUUCAACAUGCACGGCCCCGGGGCCGUGGGAGACGACUUGGAGAAAGGAGUGGCCGUGAUGGUCACCUACGAGAAGGAGCUGGCUGUGGUCGAGGCUAACCGCCAGGAGCUGGCCAAUGCAGAGAAGCUGUUCGACCUGCCCAUCACCAUGUACCCAGAGCUGCAGAGCGUGCAGAAGGAGAUGAAGGGGCUCAGGCAGAUCUACGAGAUCCACAGCAGCCAGAAGGCGGCCAAGGCAGAGUGGUCUCAGACGCUGUGGGUGAACCUGAACAUCCAGGUCCUGCAGGAUGGUGUGGAGGGCUUCACCCGCAGCCUGAGGAAGCUGCCCAAGGAGGUGAGGGCUCUGCCGGUGGCCUUCUUCCUGGAGGGGCGCAUGAAGGAGUUCAGGGAGUCCCUGCCCCUCCUGCUGGACCUGAAGAACGAGGCCCUGAGAGACAGACACUGGAGAGAGCUGAUGGAGCGUACAGGGACCAGCUUUGAGAUGAACCCAGACACCUUCACCCUGGAGAACAUGUUCGCCAUGGAGCUGCAGAAGUACGGCAGUGUCAUCGGAGACAUCGUCACCUCGGCCGUCAAGGAGCUCAGCAUCGAGAAGGGGGUAAAGGAGGUGGUGGACACCUGGGAGAGCAUGAAGUUCACGGUCCAGCGCUACUUCAAAGGCACCCAGGAGCGAGGCUCUGUGCUGGGCGCGGUGGACGACAUCCUGCAGAGCCUGGACGACAACGCCAUGAACCUGCAGAGCAUGGCGGGCAGCCGCUUCGUAGGGCCCUUCCUGUCCACCGUGCAGCAGUGGGAGAAGAGCCUGUCCAUGAUCAGCGAGGUCAUCGAGGUGUGGAUGCUGGUGCAGAGGAAGUGGAUGUACCUGGAGAGCAUCUUCAUCGGGGGGGACAUCCGCUCACAACUCCCUGAGGAGGCUAAGAAGUUUGACAACAUCGACAAGAUGUUCAAAAAAAUCAUGAGCGACACGGUCAGGGACCCAGGGAUCAAGAGGUGCUGCCUGGUCCCUAACCGCCUGUCAGAGCUGCAGGCUCUGAGCGAGGGCCUGGAACGCUGUCAGAAGAGCCUCAACGACUACCUGGACUCCAAACGCAACGCCUUCCCUCGCUUCUUCUUCAUCUCCGACGACGAGCUGCUCAGCAUUCUGGGAAGCAGUGACCCCACCUGUGUCCAGGAGCACAUGAUCAAGAUGUAUGACAACAUUGCGGCCCUGCGCUUCGACGUGGGGGCCAACGGCGAGGUGGUGGCGGGGGCUCUGGUGUCGGCCGAGGGGGAGGUGAUGGACCUGAGGCCGGCGGUGCAGGCCGAGGGCCGGGUGGAGGAGUGGAUGACCGGGGUGCUGCUGGAGAUGAGGAGGACCAACAGGCUCAUCACCAAGGACGCCAUCUUCCACUACUGUGAAGACAGGGGCAGGGUGGACUGGAUGCUGCUGUACCAGGGCAUGGUGGUGCUGGCCGCCAACCAGGUGUGGUGGACCUGGGAGGUGGAGGACGUCUUCAACAAGGUGAAGAAGGGCGACAAGCAGGCCAUGAAGAGCUAUGCCAAGAGGAUGCACCAGCAGAUCGACGAGCUGGUGACCCGCAUCACCCAGCCCAUGAAGAAGAACGACCGGCGCAAGAUCAACACGGUGCUCAUCAUAGACGUCCACGCCAGGGACAUCGUGGACAACUUUGUCAGGGACAGCAUCAUGGACGCGCGGGAGUUUGAGUGGGAGAGCCAGCUGAGGUUCUACUGGGACCGGGAGCCAGACAACCUGUUUGUGCGCCAGUGCAGCGCCAGCUUCUCCUACGGCUACGAAUACAUGGGUCUGAACGGACGUCUGGUCAUCACCCCUCUGACUGACCGCAUCUACCUCACCCUCACCCAGGCCCUGUCCAUGUACCUGGGGGGGGCCCCCGCAGGGCCGGCUGGUACAGGGAAGACUGAGUCCACCAAGGACCUGGCCAAGGCCCUCGGCCUGCUGUGUGUGGUCACCAACUGUGGAGAGGGGAUGGACUACAUGGCGAUGGGGAAGAUCUUCUCGGGGCUGGCCCAGUGUGGAGCCUGGGGACAUAGUGCCUAA
This is a messenger RNA of Hypomesus transpacificus, 6000 nucleotides long. It is a transcript of the gene dnah10, whose product is annotated as dynein axonemal heavy chain 10. The record is from RefSeq and is a predicted model, not a curated record. NCBI's taxonomy places the organism in Eukaryota, Metazoa, Chordata, Actinopteri, Osmeriformes, Osmeridae. The coding region runs from base 1 to 6000 and encodes 1999 amino acids. The transcript has 34 exons. Gene Ontology annotation, molecular function: ATP binding.